Molecule: messenger RNA, 1335 nt
Organism: Hemisphaericaspora subhashii
Lineage: Eukaryota; Fungi; Ascomycota; Pichiomycetes; Serinales; Debaryomycetaceae
Product: bifunctional AAA family ATPase chaperone/translocase
Exons: 1
Coding region: 1-1335 (444 amino acids)
Biological process (GO): protein insertion into mitochondrial inner membrane from matrix; mitochondrial respiratory chain complex III assembly
Cellular component (GO): mitochondrial inner membrane
Molecular function (GO): ATP hydrolysis activity; ATP binding
Source: RefSeq, a predicted model, not a curated record
AUGGCCCAACCUGCUCCGUCUAUUGACUUUGAAAAAAUCAGACAGAACUCAGAUGGUUCCCUUGGUGGAAUGAUCUCUCUGGGAUUUAAUGAAGUAGUGCUAAAUAAUCCCUAUUUCGCAGCUGGUGGUGGUCUUAUGUUAUUAGGUACUGGAUUAGCCUUAGCUAGACAAGGUAUGGUAAAAGGAUCUGGUCUCAUAUAUAGGCAAUUAUUAGUUGAUCUUGAAAUCCCAUCAAAAGAUAAAUCAUAUCUUUGGUUUUUAGAAUGGAUGGCUCAACAUAAACAAAGAUCUUCUCGUCAUUUAUCGGUGGAAACUAAUUUUAUUCAACAUGAUAAUGGGGCAGUCAGUACCAAAUUCUCAUUGGUUCCAGGUCCAGGAAAACAUUUGAUCCGUUACCAAGGGGCAUUUAUGUUGGUGAAUCGUGAACGUUCUGGAAGAUUAAUUGAUAUGACAAGUGGUACUCCUUUUGAAACAGUUACUUUAACUACACUUUACCGUGACCGAGUAUUAUUCGGGCAAUUAUUGGCUGAAGCUAAACAAUUGGCCUUGAAAACUCGUGAAGGAAAGACAGUUAUAUUCACAUCUUGGGGACCAGACUGGAGACCAUUUGGACAACCUCGUACUAAGAGAUUAAUAGGUUCAGUCAUUUUGGAUGACGGAUUGGCAGAAGGGAUUGUAAAUGAUGUAAAGGAUUUCUUGAAAAGUGGUGCUUGGUACCAUAAGCGUGGUAUUCCGUAUAGAAGAGGUUAUUUAUUGUAUGGUCCUCCAGGAAGUGGGAAAACUUCAUUUAUUCAAGCUUUAGCUGGGGAACUUGACUACAAUAUUUGUAUUUUAAACCUAUCUGAAAAUAAUUUGACUGAUGAUCGUUUGAAUCAUUUAAUGAAUCAUAUUCCCGACCGUUCUAUUUUAUUAUUGGAAGAUAUUGACGCAGCAUUUAAUAAGAGAGACCAAACUGAAGAGAAAGGUUAUACAAAUGGAGUUACAUUCUCUGGUUUGUUGAAUGCCCUUGAUGGUGUUGCAAGUGCUGAAGAAUGUAUAACGUUUAUGACUACAAAUCACCCAGAGAAAUUAGAUCCAGCCUUAUUAAGACCAGGUAGAGUGGAUUACAAAGCUUUGAUAGGUAAUGCGACUGAAAAUCAAGUCAAGAGAAUGUUUUUGAGAUUCUAUGAAAAUGAAGAAGAGCUUUGUGAAGAAUUCUUAGCCAAAUAUCGUAAAUUAAAUGUUCAACAUGUCAGUACUGCUCAAUUACAAGGAUUAUUUGUUUAUAAUAAACAAGACCCUAAAGGUGCAAUUAAAAUGAUUGAAACCUUACAAGAUCCAAACACUGUGUUUUAG